Rhagoletis zephyria (snowberry fruit fly) is the source of this 8786-nucleotide messenger RNA. RefSeq names its product Calmodulin-binding transcription activator (gene Camta). NCBI's taxonomy places the organism in Eukaryota, Metazoa, Arthropoda, Insecta, Diptera, Tephritidae. The record is from RefSeq and is a predicted model, not a curated record. Gene Ontology annotation, biological process: regulation of transcription by RNA polymerase II. Gene Ontology annotation, molecular function: protein binding; double-stranded DNA binding; transcription coregulator activity. Gene Ontology annotation, cellular component: nucleus.
AUGUUAACAUAUUUGGCAUUCACAAAGGCGACUUGGUCGGCCAUUUGGGGUGGUGGUGGUGGUGGUUCUAUUGGUAUCGAAUUGUGUGGCGGCAAUGACUGGCCCAGCAAAUCUUCAUAUUUCUCGCCAGCAACGUAUGAUGUGCUCACCGGUCGUCACCUAUUGUUUGAAAUAACGUCUAGUGCAAACGGCGAAUCAAGCAACAACAAUGUUGCUAGCGAGAAGACAACAAAGCCAACUACCACAGCUACAACAACAAAAACAACUACAACAUAAGAAACAACAACAACCAAAACAACAACAAAAACAACGACUCACAACACUUCCACAUCAAUGCAGCAGCAGCAGCAACAACAACAACAGCUGUUGCAACAACAACACCAACAGCAGCAACAGCAACAACAACAGCUUCAACUGCAGACGACGCAAAAGCAAUCACUGGCGCAGCAGUUAACCAACAACAUAAUAUUGUUGCGCGGCUCACGGAAUGAGAACGGACAGAUUGUCAUACAGAAUAAGCAUGGCAUUAUUAGUAUUUAUAAUGAGCAGCAACCACCAUCACAACAACAACAACAGCAACAACAACAACCGCAACAGCAGUUCGAACAUCAGCAGCAUAAGCAACAACAGAAAAUUGAUAAAACAAACGUUGCUGCAACAUUGACACAAUUGCCCACAACCACGACUGUUGCACGCAAAUCAAUACAAGCAACAACACAUGCAACAACAACAACACCAACAAGCAAAAGCACAGUAUAUGUUGCCACUAAAGAAAGCGUUGCUAGUGGCGGUGGUGGCACUGGUGCAGUGGCUUCGGUUGCCGGGAGUAGCAGCAGCAGCAGCGGCGGUGGCACUGCAACUGGCAAUACAACCAAUACCAUUCUGCUGCAAACGCCAAUCAAUGCUAGCCAAUUGGAGUCGGUGUUGCUGCAUACGGCGAAUAUGAAGAAAUCGUCCGCCAAUGCUACAGCCGCAGAUCGCCAGUAUCUCUUCAAAACGGCCUCGCGCAGCCUUAGCACCGACAGCAAUCGUCUGGGACGAGCCAAAGAAAGCGGUAACGGCAGCGGCAUCAUGGGCAGCGGCAGUUUGAGCAGCAAUAGCGAUAGCAGCAACAGUGUCGCCAGCAAAGCACCAUUCGUGCUGCAAACACUCAAACGCUUGGAGAAGUCACAAUCCAUACUAGUCAUACGCAAUCCUUCUGCCUCAUCGUUGGCUGCGCUCACAGCUUCUGCUUCUGCAUCAUCGCUUUCCACUGCCGUCUCCACGGCGAACAACAACAUCGUCGAGCGUAUGCCAUCCAAUACACUAUUUUCAUCUUCCUCUGCUUCCUCGUCUACGUCGGGCUCAACGUUGUCAGUGGCCUCGGCACAUGUGGCAACACCAGCAGCAGCGCAGACGGUUAGUGUCAGCACCAACACACAAACGGGCGCUUUGAGCUUCACACGUGCCACUAAAAGUCAACAGACUACAGGCACCACUGCUGGUGUGUCAGCCUCAGCCAUGACAACAACAACUAGGUUGGGCAAUAUCACAGUGAAUCGUACUAGCGGCAAUGUGCCAUCAUUAGUUGCGAUGACAAAGAAAUCGGCGAUGCCCGCUGCUGUUGCUGCCACAACAGCUUCAACACAUUUUCGUUUAGCCAAUGCAACAACAGUGUUUGCCAAUAAUAGCGCAAGCAAUAAUAACAAUGCGAGCGUCAAUGGUGUGGGUGUGGGUAAAGUUGUGGUGGUCAGUGGCAGUAAAAGCCAUAAUACAGUUGCGGCAAGUACUAACAAAAAUAUUGGCACAAGUGGCAUGAGAAUUGUUGACACUCAAGCAACGCAACAGCAGCAACAACAACCACAGCAGGAAACGCAAAUAUGUCUAUCGGAUGUCCAGUUGAAAUUAGAUACACGUGGAGGCGCAGGAGGUGUAGUCAUAUCAGCGCCACAUCAGCAGCAGCAGGAGCAGCAAUCAACAACAACUACCGUACAUCAGCAACAGCAACAGCAACCACAACAGAAGCAACAACAGCAAAAACAUUCAGUGUCAAAUGUGCCUCGCGGGAGCGAUGGCGAACCUAUCAAACUUCCAGACAAUUUGGAAAGCUUGCCAAGAGCUGACAGUUUCCCGUCACAGCGACAUCGGUGGAAUACAAAUGAGGAAAUCGCUGCAAUUCUUAUUAGUUUUGAUAAGCAUAAUGAGUGGCAGUCCAAGGAAGUCAAAACCAGGCCAAAAAGCGGUUCACUGCUGCUGUACUCGCGCAAAAAGGUGCGCUACCGACGCGACGGCUAUUGUUGGAAGAAGCGCAAAGAUGGCAAAACGACGCGCGAGGAUCACAUGAAGUUAAAAGUGCAAGGAACAGAGUGCAUCUAUGGCUGUUAUGUACACUCUGCCAUUCUGCCAACGUUCCAUCGCAGGUGCUAUUGGUUGUUACAGAAUCCUGAUAUUGUUUUGGUUCACUACCUAAACGUUCCAUAUCCGGACGAUAAUAAAAUGGCUGUCAUUGCGCCGAGCAUCACACUGUGGAGCGAUAAGAAAGAGUGGACCAAAGAUGAGCUUGUUAGUCAACUGAAACCUAUGUUGUCCACAGUUACCUCUGACGACGAUUCGGACUCCGGCAACGAUAUUGAAAUAUCAACGGCCGAGACCGUUGAAUCGCUGGUGUGUCAAUUGAUGGAGAAACAGCGCCUAUCCCGUCAAGCUGCGCUAGUCAAACAGCUGGACUGUGGUUGUGGUGAUGCCUCGUGUGCCGACGGCAAAACUUGCUCGCAUCCAGUUAUGCGGCGGCCAGCAUUAUUGAAGUCGGUGAGCAGCGAGAAGCGACUCAGCCUUAGCGAUAGCUACGGGCAGGGGGCAAGCGGCAGUACACCGAACAUUGUAGUUGGACAGAAGCUUUAUUCGCGUUGGUCGGAACGCCGUCUGCGCGACGCAGGCGAACAGCAGCACCAUCAUCAAUAUCAGCACACACACCACAUACAACAGCAGACUCUGCCACAAGAAUCGGCGAUAAAAUUCCAAAUCAUUCCACCACAACACAACGAACAACAACAACAACAGGCUUCCUAUCAGCAACAACAACAGCAUUAUCGCCAGCAGCUGGCUGCACGUAACAGUAUGCUAAUGCAACAACAACAGCAGCAACUACAACACCAUCAACAGCAGCAACAGCAACAACAACAACAACAGCAACAGCAGCAGCAAUCAAAUUUCAAUCAGAGCUCAUCAACAAUUUCCAACAGCAAUCAUAACAAUCAAUUAAAUUUACAACGAUUUGUAGCUAAUCACGGCACUAACCACAAUCACAAUAACAAUAGCAACAGCAACAACAAUAAUGGCAGCAGCAACACCAGCAGUAAUAAUAAUGUCAGCAAUGGCAAUAAUAAUAAUUCACAUCGCUUGCAAAUAACAAAAGCAACAAUGGCAGCUACCCCGGCGGCAGCAGCAGCGGCAGUCAUCGAGCAGCAAGGAGUUGGUGGUGGUAUGGGCAGCGCAAUGGCAGUGAAUGAGGGUGAACUAAUUGGAAAUCCCAGCCACAUGUCCGCAAAUGCCCAACAGGCGAACACCCAUAAUACCGUUAACCGCAACAGUAGUGAUGAUGUAGGUGGUGGCAGUAGUCAAUUAGUAUUGACACCUCACCAGCAGCAACAACACCAACAACAAAAUAUCAUAAAUAAUAAUAGCAAUUACAACUUCAAUAAGCAUCAACAGCUGCAACAACAACAACAAGAUGCUUCCUCAUCUUCAACUUCUUCCACACAACAGCAAGAAUUCUACAAUAGACUGCAGCAGCAACAGCAACAACAACAACAGAAACAAACAACGAAUGACAUAAAUAUGUCCUCCGUCACCACCAAUUCUUCUACCCAAUCUCAACAGCAACAACAGCAGCAGCUGCAACACCACCACUCCCAUUCGCAAUCACAAAUGCACACACACCAACAGCGCCCUCAUUCGCAAUCGCAGUCACAACUAGCACAGCAACAACAACAAUCAGCAAAUACAACGACAUUGAAUAUUUCCUCGACGACAUUUUCAUCGUCAUCAUCGCCAUCAACGUCAUCAUUGUCGACAGUCGAACCGAUGUGUAUGUCGCCAGAGCAUCAGCCUUCGACACCAGUAAGCCCGACCACUUUAGGUUUAAGUAGCAGUGGUGGCGAUCCCUUGCAGCAGCAUCAACAUCAGCAGCAACAACAACAGCAACCGCACACACAACCGCACGAUGGUACUUCUUCAAUAGCGACACCUUCAUCGUCGCCCAUUUCGGGCCAGUCGAUUAUGAAUGCUAAUGUGGGUCAUCAUAAACAAUCGGCCAUUGGCGAAGCAUUGGCUGCCGACACCGCAAGUGUCGUAGAUGAAAAUUUAAUUGGCAAACAUGCCAGUGAACUGAAGGAACCGAAUGCGACGACGGUGGUGAUUGCUGGCGAUGCGGUAGAGAUGUCGUCGGGCAGUGAUGUUGAACAAAAUACGAAUACUUCCAAAAACAACAACAACCACAACAAUUGUAACGGCAACAAUCAAGUAACAGAGUACAACAGCAACAGCGCUACAGAAGGUUGUGUAAAUAUUGGUGCUUCCAAUGAUGGUGCCACAGUAAACAAUGUACAACACCAGCAACUACAAGAAAAUUGUGAAACAGAACAACAGCAACAACAAACACAUACAAUUGACUUUGAAUCGCUGGAAUUGAGCAACAAUGGUAAUGCUAUUGGUCAGCAACAGCAACAGCAACACCAACAACGACAACGACAACCAGCUUCACAUUCCACGCACGAUUUGAACGAUUCAUUGAGCUUCCUUAACGAGACACUCGAUCUCUCACAGGAAGACAUACAACGCACGCUUAUAGCGAAUAUGCCUUUCGGUCCUACGAAUGGGAAAAUGACAUCCUCAGCUGCUGCAGUAGCAGCGGCAGCUGCAGCAGCAGCGGCGGUGGAGGCUCAAAUGCUCAGCUCCAUAGAUUUUUUGAGUGGUGAUUGCGCAGCUCAAAGCGAUGAUGAGAUCCUUGUACCAGGCGUUAGUUGUGAAGGUGACGAUGAGGAUGCUGACGAUGUAUUUGCCAACUUGGAUGCUUUCGAUAUGUUAGUCGAAUUCCCCGAAUUGGAUUUGGAUGAUAAGGAAGCGCUAUCGAAUACAGUGCAACAGCAGCAUUUGCAACAGCAACAACACCAACAACAACUUGUGCAGCAGCAGCAACAACAACUUACGCAGCAGCAGCAACAACAGACCGAAGUGCAUGGUGCAUUAGUGCAGCAAAGCAACGGACAACUGCACUGCAGCGCUGACCUGGGAGGUGGCGCGAAGAAGCCAUUAAGCAUUUGUGAUUUCAGUCCAGAGUGGGCAUACACAGACGGCGGCGUAAAGGUGCUAGUGGUUGGUCCAUGGACUGCAAAUGCUACGUACACGCUGCUCUUCGAUGCACAACCGGUGCCGACGCAGCUAAUACAGGAGGGCGUACUGCGCUGCUACUGUCCACCGCACGAGGCCGGUUUCGCUGCGUUGCAAGUCUCUUGCAACAACUAUGUAAUCUCCGAUACAGUGCUGUUCGAGUACAAGACGAUGUUGUGUCAAGAGGCACCUUUAGAUGCGCACACUAACGAUUGUCUGUACAAGUUUACGCUGCUCAAUCGAUUGGCAUUGAUUGACGAGAAGAUGCAAGUGAAAGUGGAGGCGUCAGCGACGCUGUUUGAACAACAAACACUUUCGCUGCACAAAAAUUUCGAAGAGCAAUUGGUCAGCUAUUGUCAGCAGCUUAUGAAACGCGCAUGGCUGCAGAAUGGCAGCAACUGGAGCGGUGGCUACAAAAGUAUGACUUUAUUACAUUUGUCCGCGGCGCUUGGCUACUCUAAGCUGGUUUGUGCUUUGCUCAAUUGGCGCGCUGAGAAUCCGAAUAUCAUACUAGAGACUGAGAUCGAUGCGCUGAGUCGAGAUGUUUAUGGUUAUACACCAUUGGCCUGGGCUUGUUCACGCAAUCAUAUCGAAAUGGCGAGUUUACUAUAUAAAUGGAACCACAACGCUUUGAAAAUCAAGGAUAAUGGGCAGCAAACGCCAUUGGACAUCGCUCAUUUUAAAGGCCAUAAAGCUCUCAUGUCGGAAAUUUAUCGCCUAGAAGAGGAACGACUAAAACAAACUAAGAAGAGCACUUUUGGAAAUUUAUCGCUCAGUCUCAAUAAAUAUUCCCUAACUGAUAUACAUUCAAAAUCAUUAAAUGCCAACGAACAAUUGUAUAAUGUCAAAGACAACGAACACGUAUUCAAUACUUUUGAUGCUUUGGAUAUGCAACGCAGUCAUGAUGGUGUAUUUUUGCGUCCUGUAGCUGUGGCAAGCAACCAAAGUCCACCGAAUGCCAGUCGCUUUUCCAAACGCUCCUCCGUAGAUAGUGGCAUCAAUAUGGAUAUUCGCACCAAGCCAGGCAAAUCCUUCAAGGACAUAACCCGUAUGCAAAGUUUCGAUGCACAUGACAAUUUCAACUUGGCCGUAGAGUCAUCUUUGGACACGCUGGCCACGACAAGUACAACGAAUUCCCUGCUUUCGCCAUCGCGCAAAAUGGACUUUGCAUUGUGCGAGGUAUCAACUGGCGAUUCAAGUCCCUUACCCGACAAAGAUCACGAUGAUACAUCAACGAUCAAUAAUGAUGAUGUAAACGAUGUGACUAUAAAUAAUGAGAACGAUGGUAUUGUAGGGGAUUCUGAUGCCAAAGUGCUCACCUUGGCCGAACAUAUUAUUGCCGCCAUGCCGGAGCGCAUCAAGAAUGAAGCCGAUGAAAUGAUGGUGCUCGGCAGUCCACUAACUGAACCGCUCAACUCCGAUUCACCGAGCUUAAAUAAUGGCUUCAUGGACCCACUUGAUUCGUUGCCCAAUACACAUUUUGAAAGCUUUGAUUUCAAUGAUCACAGCUAUCGUUAUCAUGAUGUUAGCACACCUUGCUCUAGUCUAAGUCCUGCUAGUUCGGGCCCCUUACAGUCACCAGCCAGUUACUCGAUACUCGGCGCUGAUCCCUCGGUUAGCUCGCCAAGUCCACCGCCCUCAACAAAGCAGUUGACCGAAUUUUUGCAUGCCUCCAGCAGCAGUCAAUAUCCAUUUGAGGCUGAUUUUUCGAAGCUGACGUUAACUGACACCGAACAACGCGAAUUGUAUGAAGCCGCCAAAUGCAUACAGAAGGCAUAUCGCUCUUAUAAGGGCCGCCAAAAGUUAGAAGAGCAAAAUAAGGAGCGUACUGCUGCCAUUGUUAUACAGAAUUACUAUCGUCGCUACAAGCAGUAUGCCUACUAUCGACAGAUGACAAAUGCGGCGCUUGUCAUUCAGCAUGGCUAUCGUUCUUAUUGUCGUAAUAAACGUUUUAAGAAAUCACAAUCCUCCUCCAUAUCGACGGGCAUUGAGUUGUCUGUGGGUAAUAGUCCGAGCAGCCCAACUUCACAGUGUCUAUCGAGUUUUUACGAUCACUUCCGCAACGAUCAACAGCAGCAGCAACAACACGAAUAUAAUUCGCAGCCCAGCACACCUAAAGAGACUAGUCCGUCUGGUCCUCUGAAACGUACUUACUCACAAUCAACGCAAAAUCAAGCUGCCAGAAAAAUUCAACAGUUCAUGAGACAAUCACGGAUUAAACUGCAGAGAGAACGAGCCGAAAAAGAGAAGCUGGUGCACCAACGCAGGGCGGAAUACCUUCAAAGCUUGCAGUAUCAAGGACAACCGGAAAUUGUCUGCCAAAUCGAAAGAAAUGAAAUGCCAGUGCAAACUAUUACAAAUGAGCUUCUCAACCAAAACAACACAAACCGCAACUGCAAUAAUAGUAGCAACAAUGCUUUCAACUUCAAUUUGAGUCAAAAUCAGCAAUGAGUGGAAAAGGAAAUUAAAUUGGGCGAAAUGGUGAAAACUUUAUUUUGCGCGAGGAAGUUUUUGUGCAACAUAUGAAUGCUUCUUUGGCUUCGCUUGGAGUUUACAUGAAAGAGUUAUAAGCAAGAGCGAAAGCGCUUUUCUACAAAGGAAAGUUCUUUAAGAAAUUAAAGCUCUAUUUGGAAGUUAAAGCUUCUCUCAUGAGUGAAAGCGCCUUUUACAUGGAAAAGCUAUGUUUACUAGUGAAAGAUGUUUUCCGAAUGUUAAAACUCGUAUCCAUUGGCGAAAGCUCUUUUUGCAAGUGAAAGCUUUUUUCGUUAGUGAAUGCUCUUUGGUAAUGUUAAAGUUUCGGCGUAUGAAUGAGAGUAUGACACUGCAUUGCUUGACACUACUCAACAUUUACCAACCAUGUAGAACAGAAUUGACUCGUAAAAAUACUUAUAUGCUUAUAUACAAUACACAUUGAAAUACAUACAUAUAUUGGUAUUGUUUAUAUAUACUAUAUAUACCUAGGUACUUACACUUAUAUGUACAUACAUAUAUGACAUAUAUGACAUACAUGCGUAUAUGCAUAUAAUUAAAAGCAAAAUAUAUAUAAACUUCGACUAAUUGUAAAUCUUUACAUAAAUAGCUUUAUUAAACUGAGUGAAACUUUCUAUUCGAAACUUUUUGAAUUAGAAUUGUAGUACAUAUGUACGUACACACAUACAUACAUAUUUAUAAUUUGUUAUAUUGUAUUUUAUUACUACUAAAGAGACAAAGUACUGUACAUUUUAUGUGAAUUUUUUAAUUUAUACUUUCGCUAUUGCACGGUUCUGUAGAAAACUUAGCAUUUUCUUCUUUGAUAAAGCAGUUCCAAAACUGAAUUUAAACGAACAUUUUUAUUAAAAGAAAAAACUAUAUAUAGAUAUAUAUACUAUAUUGAAAAUGUUGAAGUAAAAGUUUAAUGAUGAAGUUGAAGAAAAGAAAAA